Molecule: messenger RNA, 483 nt
Organism: Eublepharis macularius
Lineage: Eukaryota; Metazoa; Chordata; Lepidosauria; Squamata; Eublepharidae
Gene: CFAP97D1
Product: CFAP97 domain containing 1
Exons: 5
Coding region: 1-483 (160 amino acids)
Biological process (GO): sperm axoneme assembly
Source: RefSeq, a predicted model, not a curated record
AUGAGCAGUCUGGAAAUCUUCACCUGUCCUGUGGUCGUUGCUGAUUCCAGGCAAAAGCUCUCCCCUGAGAAGAAGGCCGAUGAACAGAAAAGUCACUGCAGAGUGGAACUGGCAAGGACUUUUGUUGACACAAAGGCACCAAAUGCUCAGCCCCACCACUACUUCAAAGUUUCCAAAAUUCAGGAAGCCCAGAAGAGGAUUAGUCUGAUUGAGAGAGAAAACAAAAGCCUCUCGGCACGUCUGGCUGACAUAUAUCGUGGGUCAGGCAUGGUAGACUGCUGGAACCAGUAUGUAAAGAAGAGCCCACUCCGACAGCAGCACAACAGGGAACUCGUGAGGAUCACUGUGGAGAACCAGGGCAUCUUGAAGAGGAUCAGAGAUCGUAAGCCGACCUACGAUCGGAAGCAGUCCGAGAUAGAUUGGCAGAAUUCAAGGAAGUAUCUUAGGCAAAGCACCCGCUUUCUACUUUCAUCCCACAGUUAG